Messenger RNA from Striga hermonthica, 1051 nucleotides. Lineage: Eukaryota; Viridiplantae; Streptophyta; Magnoliopsida; Lamiales; Orobanchaceae. The record is from the annotation of a GenBank genome assembly.
AAGUUCUCUCUGUCUGCUAAUGAGGACAAAAUUUACGACAUUGCUCAAGAUGAUAUCAAAGCGAGUCAUGAUGAAUGCCAAAGGAGUCUAUUUGGCAAAGUAAUAGGUGACAGACCAGCGAGUUGGAUUGGGAUUAAACGCGCAAUGUCUCAAAUCUGGAAGCUGAACCAACCCAUGGAUGUGAAAGAACUUUGCCCUAAUUAUUUUCAAUUCAUUUUCCAGAACCGGGACGACAUGAAAAAGGUGGCAGCGGGGACAAAUUGGAACUUUGAGAAUCAGUACAUCAUUCUCAAAGAAUGGAUGGUUAACAUCAACAGCAAGCAUCCCUGCUUCCAGGAACUUAAUCUCUGGGCUCAGGUGCAAAAUAUUCCUCUAAACUGGCUCAGUACGGAUGUGGGGCUCAAGAUUGGGAAGGCAUUCAAGAGUCUUAGAAAUGUGGUUAUUGCUACUACGGGCAAUCAUGGGGGUAAACUGCUCAGGCUAUUGGUGAUAGUGGACAUUAAUGAGCCCCUCCCCAGAAUUGCUAAAAUCAGAUUGGGAGACCAGAUUGUAAGUGUUUGUUUUCAAUAUGAAAAGUUGAUUAACCACUGCCAUUACUGUGGCAUCAUAGGUCACUUAGACCGAGGCUGCAGGAAAAAAAUGGAGGAUGUCACAAAUAACUCUGUUAAAGAAGAUCAGUAUGGUGAAUGGAUGAGAGCUGCAGAUGGUUUCAAAUGGGCGCCUAAUGGUAUAUCUGAGUCCAGGAACUCACCUCCAACAGACUCUCCUGCUAUGGAGGUUCAUGACACUUCUCAUAAAGCAUCAACAAGCCAGAUCCAGAGUGAAAGCCCUCGUGUUCCAGAUCAUGAGGUUGUCCCAUCCCCUGCGAAAUCUGUGGGUUGCUCUUCUCUAGUCUCGGCUAAUCACACUCUAAGUCCUCCAAGAGAUAACAUUAAGGACAACCAACUACAGAUAGUGGAAUCCACUACCAUGGAUAUGGAAAAAGAAGAGAUACCAAGGCAGCCUAUGACUAUUGAUCCUCUGGAGGAAUGCUACCCUCCAAACUCUACAG